Molecule: messenger RNA, 2404 nt
Organism: Hippocampus comes (tiger tail seahorse)
Lineage: Eukaryota; Metazoa; Chordata; Actinopteri; Syngnathiformes; Syngnathidae
Product: afadin- and alpha-actinin-binding protein-like
Exons: 14
Coding region: 321-2108 (595 amino acids)
Biological process (GO): intraciliary transport involved in cilium assembly
Cellular component (GO): centriolar satellite; ciliary basal body
Source: RefSeq, a predicted model, not a curated record
UGGGGCUAUCUGUCUCGAGACUUCAAAAACAUUACAUGUGUUUGGUUUACUUUUGCUCUGUUCUCCCCGAUCACCACCUCGGAGGAACAUUAUUUGGUUGUCUUUUGACAGUUUAACGAACAAACUUGACUUAGUCCGUUAUUUCGUUUCAAAUGACUUCGGUUCCUUGUCCCAAUUGUUGACCCAUUUUACGCCGCCGCAGUGCUUAAUGCUACAUCAUCGAGUGUCCGGCGGGAUCUUGUGAUCCACCAACUGACUGCUAAUUCCCUGUGGCCAAUAACUUGUGCCCUGGCAUCCUUGUACCCUCAUGCGUCUGUGAUAUGGGAGAAUGGUGGACAACCAUGCCAGGAGACACUUCUAUGGGAGCCGAUGAGAUCUCCAGCAUAUCACUUGUGACGAUGUCUCCGUCAAGGCAGAACAAUCUCGUGUCACUGCAGCCUAUGUCCAGGAACUGUCGCAAUCCACUCCCUGUCUUUUGCACAGAUGACAACAUCUCACAGUGCGUCUCCUACAUCAAUCAGGAGCUUUCCUCUCUGGGUCUCUCCUCAUACAUGGAGCAAAGCUCAGCAGGGCCCGCCGGCCUGAGUGCGGUGCCCGCUUUGAACGCAGCUUUCGAGCUGCUGCAGGUCCACAGGCACACCAUGGCCACUUUAGAGGAGCUCGAGAGAGAGCAGCUCAAGAAGUCCAGCACCUUGGAUCACAUGCAGAUGAGCAAUUCACGGCUGAAGGAUCAACUUGAGCUAUCCAUUCGAGAGAAAUCGGGUUUACAUGAGACAGAAAGGCAGCUCCAACUCAAAAUCAAGACUCUGCAAAGCUGCCUAAAGACGGAGAAAGAUGAGGUUCAGAAGCUCCAGAGUAUAGUUGCCAGCCGUGCAUCGCAGUACAGCCAUGACGGCAAGAGGAAAGAGAGAGAGUUGGCCAAGCUCAAGGAGCGCCUCAGUCAGCUACUUGUGGACAGAAGAGAUAAAAAAUUGGCUAUUGACGUGCUAAACUGCCUCGGACGAGCAGACGGCAAAAGGAGCCACUGGAAAACAACCAAAGUCGCAGCCAGCCACGAAGGGCAGAUGUACAAGUCUAUGUUGCGUGAGUACGAGGCCAGCCAGCAGUCGCUUAUGCUGGAGAAUGCAGAGCUGAAGAAGGUCCUUCAGCAGAUGAAAAAGGAAAUGAUACACUUGCUGAGUCCACACAACGCGCCGUGCAGAGGAGCAAGCACUGAUGACAGCCAGGAGAGGUUGGAUUCUGAUGGGGAGGAGACGACGGGCAACACCAGCAGAGAACUACUCGACCCUUCAUGUGACCCAGCGAGGGAGCAGCUCACCAACAGCAUUCGCCAGCAGUGGAGGAAAGUGAAGAGCCACAUGGAGAAGUUGGACCACCAAGUUCAAAAUCACGUGGAGUCGAGUAAGGAGUUGAUCCCGAGAGAAACCCACGAGGACGAGAUGGAGAGGUUGAGGCGCGAAGUGCAGCAGUGCAAGGAGUUCAUUCACACUCAGCAGCAACUCCUCCAGCAACAACCGCACGCAUCAUUCGACGACGAGACAGCCGAGUUCCUCAGUGACUGCUACACCCUGGAAGAGAAGGAGCGGCUCAAGGAAGAGUGGAGGCUCUUUGAGGAGCAGAAAAGGAACUUUGAGAAGGAGAGAAAGUACUUUACCGAGGCCGCCAUCCGCCUCUGUCGAGAAAAAAAGGCUUUUGAGGAGGAUCGUGCAUCAUGGCUGAAGAGUCAGUUUUUAAACAUGACGCCCUUUGCCAACCGUAGUAGAUGCUCCUCGGCUGAUGGUUAUAGUGCCCUAUCGAUCAGUAGUGAGCCAGAGUCAAGGAAGUCUUCUGCAAAAAGCCUUUCCUCCAAAUCUCCAAACUAUUCAUCGUUCUCUACUCCUAAGCCUGCUCCUUCUCAAAGCACCACGGUACCAUCCUCAAACAAACUUGACCGGACAUUCCGCCCUAAUCCAGACACCAGUUCCUCUGGGUGCUCAAAUCGAGGACGCUUGCGGGAGACCUGCAGCACCACGGAUGACAGAGACUCACGGGUCAUGGCCAAAAACGGAGUCUACAGUGAAGACUUAAGUAUCUUCUUUCUCAGAGAUGAUGAGAACAGCCUCAACUAAAAGACCCAAUCAGUCCAUGUGCCUCCUUUCAAUGUGGUUGAUGAACUCUUAUUUAUAAAUAUAUUUUUUGAACAAAUAUACCGAUCAGUCGCCAAAUGAAUAAGCAAGCACUUUAAAAAAAAAAAUGAAGCGCUGAACGGAGAAAGUCAGAGAAUUUUACAAAGUACUGCGAUGACAAUUUUUUUUCACUCAUUAAAUUGAAGUCCUGUUUCACUUAAAUAAAUGUCUGUGAGAUUUAAUUAUUUUACUUGUGUAAUAUCUGCUGUUUACUAAUAAAUAAAUUAAGAGAAAUUUUA